This is a messenger RNA of Grus americana (Whooping crane), 1113 nucleotides long. It is a transcript of the gene TMEM101, whose product is annotated as transmembrane protein 101. Lineage: Eukaryota; Metazoa; Chordata; Aves; Gruiformes; Gruidae. Gene Ontology annotation, biological process: positive regulation of canonical NF-kappaB signal transduction. The record is from RefSeq and is a predicted model, not a curated record. The coding region runs from base 42 to 815 and encodes 257 amino acids. The transcript is spliced from 4 exons.
GUGCCCGGGGCGGGACUUCCGGCGGGGCGGGCCUGGCGGCGAUGGCGGCGGGCCGCGGGUGGCGGCGGCGGGCGUUGCGGCUGCUGACGGCGGGCGGCGGCGUCCUGCUGACCCGCUUCCCCUUCUGGCACUGCUUCAGCGGGCUGCUGCUCUGCGCCGAGCGCGCCGACGGCCGCCGGAAGCCGGACAUCCCCGUGCCCUACCUGUACGUGGACAUGGGGGUGGCCGUGCUCUGCGCCAGCUUCAUGUCCUUCGGGGUGAAGCGCCGCUGGUUCGCCCUGGGGGCCGCCCUGCAGCUCGCCGUGGCCACCUACGCCGCCCACGUCGGCGGCCACGUCCACUACGGCGACUGGCUGAAGGUGCGGAUGUACUCCCGGACCAUCGCCAUCAUCGGCGGCUUCCUCAUCCUCGCCAGCGGCGCCGGUGAACUUUACCGCCAGAAGCCCCGCAGCCGCUCCCUGCAGUCCACGGGACAGGUCUUCCUCGGCAUCUACCUCAUCUGCCAGGCUUACUCCCUGCAGCACAGCAAGGAGGACCGCCUGGCCUACCUGAACCACCUCCUGGGGGGCGAGCUCGCCCUUCAGCUCCUCUUCAUCCUCUACGGCCUCCUGGCCCUCGCCUUCCUCUCGGGUUACUACGUGCGGGCGGCGGCGCAGGUGCUGGCGGUGCUGCUGCCCCUCGCCAUCCUGCUCAUCGACGGCAACAUCGGCUACUGGCACGACUCGCGCCGCGUCGAGUUCUGGAACCAGAUGAAACUCAUCGGACAAAACGUCGGCAUUUUUGGAGCCGUCGUCAUUUUGGCCACCGACGGCUGAGCAGGGCGGCCGCCGGCCAGGACUGGGGGCGGGGGGGGGGGGCACGCAGCGGGGGGGUGGUUUUUUUAAAGAAUCACUGCUAUUUAUUCUUUUUUUUUUUUUUUUAUUUGUAAAUAUUUGAUAAUUUUGAUGGAGAAUGGGGCGGGCACUGCCCUGGGUGUGGGGGGCAGCUGGGGGGGCUCCUGCCUGUGGGGUGCUGACCACUGUGUGGCCGGGCCCCUCCCCGCCGAGGUCGUGUGUCCCCCCCGUCCCCCCCGGGUGUAUUUUUACUGAUGAAACGAGAAAUCUUUUACCUCGC